Diaporthe batatas is the source of this 1348-nucleotide messenger RNA. RefSeq lists its product as uncharacterized. The transcript has 2 exons. The coding region runs from base 164 to 1348 and encodes 394 amino acids. NCBI's taxonomy places the organism in Eukaryota, Fungi, Ascomycota, Sordariomycetes, Diaporthales, Diaporthaceae. Gene Ontology annotation, molecular function: dioxygenase activity. The record is from RefSeq and is a predicted model, not a curated record.
UACAUACGUAGUCCUUAUUAGACUCACAAAGUCAGUGCACAUACCACAAGCCGCCUCGUCUCGAUGUAUGCAAAACACAUCUGAGUUGAGCCGCCUAUCUGGAAUUAGUUCUUUUCUUUUGGCCUCCCCGGGAAGGGUGGGAUUGGUUUAAAACACCCAGAACAUGUCCUUCACAUCCAUCCCCGUGCUCGACCUGGCCCUGGCCGAUGACCCGGCCACCAAGCCGGCCUUCCUCGGGGACCUACGUGCGGCCCUGCUGGAGGUCGGGUUCCUCUACAUCAAGAACGUGGGGAUCCCGGCUGAGCUGUUCGAGAGGGUCAUCUCGCUGGGCAGGGCAUUCUUCGACAUCCCGAUGGAGGAAAAGCUCAAGAUCGAAAUGAAAAACGCCCCCUCCUUCCUGGGAUACAGCCGCCUCUCGGCCGAGAUAACAGCAGGCAGGACGGACCACCGCGAGCAGAUCGACCUGUCGACGGAGCACGCCCCGCCGGGCCCCGGCGCGCCGCGGCACCACAACCUGCUCGCGCCCAACCAGUGGCCCGCCGAGGCCGCGCUCCCGGGGUUCCGCGCCACGUACGAGGAGUACAUGCGGCGCAUGGCGGACGUGUCGGUGCGCUUCACGCGGCUGGUGGCCGAGGCGGUCGGGCUGGCCCCGGGCGCGUUCGACAGGUUCGUCGCGGCGCCGGGGCAGCAGCACAAGCUCAAGAUCGUGCGGUACCCGGACGCGGGGGAGCUGGGGCUCGAGGGUGGUGGUGGCGAGGUGAGGGGCCAGGGCGUCGGCCCGCACAAGGACUCGAUGCUCACGAGCUACCUGCUGCAGGCGAGCCACCACGCGGGCCUGCAGGCGCAGAACACGCGCGGCGAGUGGGUCGGCUGCCCGCCGCUGCCGGGGACGCUGGUCGUCGCCGUCGGGCAGGGCAUGGAGGCGCUGACGAGGGGGGUGUGCGCGUCCACGACGCACCGCGUGCUGAGCCCCGCGCGCGGCGAGGGCCCGCGCUUCUCGGUGCCCUUCUUCCAGGGCGUGGCGCCCGACACGGCGUUCGAGGACCUCGAGGGGGGCGGGGGCGUCGGCGAGGUGCCCGCCGAGGUGCGCCGGCUGCGCGACGAGGUGCUCGCCGGCUGCGGCGGGCGGCGGCUGGAUGAUGUCGAGUUCACCUUCCGCGGCGGGGGCGUGGCGCGCACCCUGGGCGAGGCGACGCUGCGGAACCGGGUCAAGAGCCACCCUGAUGUUGGGGAGCGGUUCUAUCCGGAUAUACUGGCGCAGAUUAGGGAGGAGCAGGCGAAUGGUGGUGGUGGUGGUGGUGGUGAUAGUGGCACGGGUGCUCAGGCCAAGGCUGUGAGGGCGCACUAG